AACAAAGCUUGAAGGGGGAAUGCAAGUGAGAUUUCUUCAAAUAAAUCUCUCAGGUGUUUUCAUUUUAGAGACCCGCGCCAUGGCAGACGAGUUUAGGUGACGUGCCUGCUGUAUACGAGAGGCUGACAUGUCGCUCAGGGCCGUGAUGUAUCACUGUUUCUCACCUCUCCAGACAGACUAAUGUUAUGGCGAACACAGGUGGUUAAAGUUAACAUCGAGGGGGCGGAGUUUUCCCACAGUCGAAUUCAACACUCCGCACGUGCGGCUACUUUACAUGAGAAUACCUCCAUCUUUGAUUGACAGCUGCGCACCUGGGCAGACGACAGGCGACACAAUCAAAGGGGAGCCACUCCAGCCAAUCAGGCGCCACGUCUCAAACCGCCCCAUGGCGCCGCGUUGUCUCGGGUGAUUGGAUUGGCCUGAUGUGCAGGUAUGGUGAGUUAGAAGCAAGUUUCCCACGGGCGAGAGGCAUGCGUCAUGCGGCCAUAAAGCAACGGGGGCAAAAGGUCUCACUAUCAGCUUCAUCUCCUCAACAUACCUAUACUGGGCACCUUAGACAUUUAGUUAGCAUUCCCAUAGAGUCCCCGCACGAGACACUGGGACGUAUCGCAGGGAGAACGAAAAAGACCAAGAAAAACUUGUAGAGGAAGAAAAACUGGAAUAUUUACAAAAACGAUAUGCAACUAGGGCUGAAUAUUCGACAAUAACUGCGGAUGGAUAUUUGCAAAUAAAAACAGAAAGGAUUGUUUGUUUACUGUAAAAAUUAUUGGAUGCCCUGAGGCGUUGUGAUAUUAACAUCUGCGUCGAUUAAGAGAAAUCUAAUUAAAGAAGUCCCCGCUGGCGACAAUAACGACAGGGGUGUUACCCAGCAAUCAAAGUAAAACAUGAUGCCAGAGGAAAGGUCGCCUUCCCCAGGCUCUAGCCUACCCAAUAGGAAGAGCGCCAAACCGAUAAUGGAAAAACGGCGGCGAGCGAGAAUUAACGCGAGUCUGGCCGAACUGAAGGCACUUCUUUUGGAAGUUAUGAAGAGAGAGGGUUCACGACAUUCCAAGAUGGAAAAGGCCGACAUAUUGGAGAUGACCGUCCGCCAUUUGAGGCAUAUACAACGACAACAGUUUGCAGCCGUUGCCAAUUCCGAUCCAACUGUCCUAAACAAGUACAAUGCCGGAUUCAACGAAUGCACCUCGGAAGUGAGCCGAUACCUCCAUUCCAUCGAAGGCGUGGACCCCGACAUCCGCGCCCGUGUUUUGGAUCAUUUAGCCACGUGCGUUGCUAACGCCACCGGGGUCAACUCGGAGGGGGAGAGAAGUUUCACCAUCCCGAAUGUUGCCUCGAUACGACCGAUGCCUACGCCACAAACCACCGUCUCUCCACGCGCCAGUGACGUUGAUGGGUCGGGCGUCGCUAACGUGGAAACGCCCAGUUCGUUUGGAAGUCCGCAGUACGCCCCCACUGGUCACGUGAUGCCGGAUUUCACCCCAGGGAAGGGCAUGGUACAGUCCAACGCAUGCGAAGUAAGCAGGUCUACUUCCGCCCCAGCACAAACGGCCACUGUGACGCCGUUGAGCGCGCAACAAAGUAGUUCCGGGAACGUGGCCAUAGGUGGCUUACAGGUCAUUCCUACUCGACUUCCGUCGGGAGAAUUAGCGUUUGUUCUUCCUCAAAAUGUGAUAAACUCUGCGAGCCAAGUUCCGGCUCAAAGCUACAUCCUUCCUGUGUUUGCUGGGAAUACUGGCAUGGCUUCCAUGACGUCAACAGUCCAGCCGUCUGCCUCCAUAACGACAACAACGGCUCUACCACUCCCCGCGCAGGCGCAGUCUAUAUCCUCUAACGCGCAGAGUCAUCAACACGUUGCUAUGGCAACGCUACAAAGCUCCCAGCAGCCAGCAGCUCCAAUACGAAUAGACACGUCCUCGACUCAGAGUGCUUUCUUAUCCGCGCCUUCGAUUCUUUCAAUGAACGGUUUGUCCGGGACGGUGAAUCUCUCUCCAAAUUUUCCCUCUGCGAGUGGGCAAGCGGGGUCGAGCGUUCAACCAGCGGGGACUCAGUACCAGCCAGCGCUGCCUUCUAUCAUCAUGCUGCCGUCGAACUAUGGAAGUCUACAGCAGCCCUUUCAGGGGAUCACGCCCAAUCUCCCAGGGUUGGUAAAACCCGGGGAACCGUUCCACAUCCCUUCCCUGAAGGAAGAAGACGUCUGGAGACCGUGGUAGCUGAGCUCUGUUAUAAAUAUGCUAUAUAUUUUUUAUUCUCUGUUAAUUAUUUUGAAGUCUUUCUUGUGUUAUCCAAAUAAUAUUCAAGAAUCAAUAUCUUCAGUUCUAUUAAGAACUCAACGCCGGGUAUCUUUCAUGGUGUCUGUUUUCUGUUUCACAUUGUUAAUUGUUGAAAACUGAAAAGCUUCACAUCCAUUUUAUGCGCACUCUUUUUAUAUGGAAUUUAUAAACUGGAUGGUGUUCAAAUAUAUAUAUGGAAAUCAUUUGAACAUUAAAUACAUCUUUGAACACAACAGUCAAGAUGCCUAGCCAUUAUUCAUAGGAUUUAUAAUAAGUAUUUAUUAAUUUGGGAAACAAUAUUUGCUGUGCUGUGGUGCUUGAUUGUGAUGCUGACCGCUGAGAGUUUAAAUUUGCUUUGUUUACUGUUUGCUUCUAUUGCUGUUACGAACUGAUCUGGUUACCAUUGUACUUACGACACUUGUAAAGAUAAAUUGUUAUCAACAUUUUUCUGACGCUCACGGGUGAGUGGUGACAUUUUACCACAUCAUGAUGUUUAAAUACGACUCAUACAAAAUAUGCCAUUCAAGCAUAUCUUAAAUAAAACAUGUUAUUUAAGAGUUA
Messenger RNA from Lingula anatina, 2831 nucleotides. RefSeq names its product transcription factor HES-1. Gene Ontology annotation, biological process: regulation of DNA-templated transcription. The record is from RefSeq and is a predicted model, not a curated record. NCBI's taxonomy places the organism in Eukaryota, Metazoa, Brachiopoda, Lingulata, Lingulida, Lingulidae. Gene Ontology annotation, molecular function: protein dimerization activity; DNA binding.